Molecule: messenger RNA, 803 nt
Organism: Tigriopus californicus
Lineage: Eukaryota; Metazoa; Arthropoda; Copepoda; Harpacticoida; Harpacticidae
Product: beta-1,4-N-acetylgalactosaminyltransferase bre-4-like
Exons: 6
Coding region: 71-682 (203 amino acids)
Biological process (GO): carbohydrate metabolic process; glycosphingolipid biosynthetic process
Molecular function (GO): N-acetyl-beta-glucosaminyl-derivative 4-beta-N-acetylgalactosaminyltransferase activity
Source: RefSeq, a predicted model, not a curated record
ACGCCACAAAGUUGCUAUUGUGAUUCCAUAUCGCAAUCGACCAACUCAUUUACCUCUCUUCCUUCAACAUAUGCAUCCAUUCCUUCAGCGCCAGCAACUAGAUUACGGGAUUUACGUUGUAAAUCAGGCGGAUUCAAAUGACUUUAACCGUGCGAUGUUAUUCAACGUUGGAUUUGCUGAGGCAAUAAAAGACGCUAAUUGGGAUUGCUAUAUAUUUCAUGACGUGGAUCUUUUACCAGAAGACGACAGGAAUCUGUAUACUUGCCCUGAAAUUCCUCGACACAUGUCAGUGGCUGUGAGCACCAAGAAGUAUAUACUUCCUUAUUUCAGAAUGUUUGGCGGAGUAGUGGCACUUACAAAAUCUCACUUAUUUAAGGUCAACGGGUUUUCUAACCAGUUUUGGGGCUGGGGAGGUGAGGAUGAUGACAUGGCAAAUCGGAUAUUUCAUUUUGGGAUGAACAUCUCACGAUAUAGUGAAGAAAUUGCCAGAUACAAGAUGUCAAAACAUAAGAAAGAGAAACCCAGUAAGACUCGAUUUCAAUCCUUAUCGAAAGGACGAAGAAGCUUCAACACGGACGGAUUCAAUAAUCUCAAUUACCGGUUGAUGAGUAAAGACCUUGUUCCUCUUUGGACAAAUCUUGAUGUAAUUUUGGAUCACGUUGAGCCUGCCCCCAAGGUCUAAGCCGGCCAAGAUUCAACGAUUAUUUCUCGACAUUUAACCUUCUAGAUUUCAUUAUUUCUGCGUUGUCUUUAUUACUUUUAUGUGAAAUUAAAAUAUGGCCCCGUUACUGCCCGUGCUUCGA